UAUGCACGAGCACGUUACUGUCCGUCUGCACUAAUUGCGUAUUACUCUAUAGUUAUUUUGAUAAUUAGUGAACUACGAUAAUUAUACAUUGCUUUUUUCUUGUAGUAAAUGUUAGAAAUAUUAUGAUCAUAAUAAUAGAUUAUCAUGUACCAAAUCGAGUUAAUUGAAAACGUUUCAUUACGAAUAUACGUUGUUUUUCUAAUGAACAGAAAUUGCACAUGAUAAAGCAGUUUUAAAUCUGCUCUCAUAGCAUAUAUUUGUUCUGUAAUAAUUUCGCUGCAUCCGUUAUUAUUAUACUUCAUUGCAGAUUACAAUCAUGUCCUCGCAGAAAAUUUCAACUCCUAUCCCUUUACCUGUUGACAAGUUGCCAGAAUGUUGGAAUCAAGAAGAAAGAAUGAAAUCUUUGUUUGCUCCAUUUCGCAGUCGCUCUGUCAACCCUGAAGAUUGGAGUUCUAAGUACAAAUUUUGGAAUCAGUUGAUUAAAACUUGGGCAAUCUACAAUGCCCAAUGUAGCAUUACAAUGAGUGAUUUGAAUCUAAAUUUUAAGAGAGAUGGAGUCACAGCUUUAUGCUUACCAACAGUUUUACAAGAACUUUACAAAAAUGGUGAAGUUAUAUUGGAAUCAGAUUUUUUAAAAGAAUCUAGUAGCACAUGGACAGGAUGGACCAUUGAUAUAUUCGUAAAGAAACCGGUAUCUUGGUCUUUUUCAAAGUUAAAAAGUUACAUUUCUGAACCAAUCUUUGAUACUAAUGCAAGGUAUAUUCAUAUUGCUACUGUAAAAGAACUAGCACAAUUGAUAUUAUCUACAAUUGAUAGUAAAAAAGAAAAUACUUUAUUAUCGUUGAGUGAGCUUACAAAAAGUUGCAUAGAGAAAAGUGGAAACAAUAGAAUUACAGAAAGUAAUAUCAAAUUAGCAUUGAUUUAUUUGAGACACACAAAAAAAGCUACGUUUAGAGAUUGCCAAGAAAAUGACAAACAGGAAUUACUUGUUAAAAUUUCUCCAAAAAGUGCAGAAGAAGUGACAGAAAUUGAUGAAGGAAUUCAUAAGCUUACUCAACAAGAGAGUAUGCUAAUAAAAAACAUCGAACAACUAGAAGUUGAAAGAAAUGAAGUCAUAACGAAAGCAAAAUCAUCCUUAGCAAAUGGUUUGAAACAAGUAGCCAAGAGUCAUUUACGAAAGAAACAUGAACUUGAUAAAUGCAUUGAAAAGCGAAGUGCAGCAUUACAAAAUGUUCAAAGGCUUUUGGUCAGAAUUCAUGAUGCUUGCUAUGAUACAGAUACAUUGGCAGCAUAUAAAGCUGGCUGCAAUGCUUUAAAGAAGUUUGAGGAUACUGGUUUGAGUGAAAGUCAUGUACAGGACACUAUGGAUGAUAUGUCUGAUAUUUUGGCUGAACUCAAUGAAGUGCAAUCUGUGAUGACACAACCUGUACAUAUUUCUGAGUCAGACUCUGAAUUGGAAAAAGAAUUGACUGAGAUAAUGGGAAGUGCUUGGGAUAAUCCGAAAGAAGAUGACAAGAAAAAGCCUUUAUCCUUCAAUUCGUUUGAAUUACCUAAUUUGUCAGAAUUAGAUUUACAUGAUUUACCAGAACCUAAAAAUAAAGUACUUGUAAAGCCAUCGUAAUCUCAAACGUAAAGAACUGUUAAAGGUAAAACUGACUUAUUAUCAACUGUAACUUAUUUAUUAAUCCUUUUUAUUUGAAAAUUUGAAGCAAUGAUUUGAAGUAAAAUCUUAUCACAAUGACUACUUUUAGAAGAAAUAGCUGGUUAAGGAGAAAAUGAAAAAUAUUUUCAAACAGAAAACAUGUGCUUAGUUAUCAAAACAAUAUAGUUUUGACUUUAGUUCCAUUUAUUUAUUUAAUAGUAGUUAAUAUAUAUAGAAAAAUAUGUUUUAUAAGCAAGGGAUGUUAAGCUAAUUAUUUUUUUGUUUUUUGAACCAUUUUAUGUAACUGGAUACUCAUAUGUAAAAGCAUUAAAAGUGUUAUUUGCCGAUUCAAUUCCUCCACUACUAAAUUUUUACAUAAAACGUUUUGAAGUAGUUAUUAAAGUAGUGUAUAUUCAAACAACUUUUUAUAAAGAUGCAUAGAUUUUAGAUUGUGAUAUUCUCAUCGAAAUGAUCAAAGGGGUCAACAUUGCCGUUACAGAUCUCGCCAUUACUAAUACGUUAAUCAUUGUCGCACUUGUACGUGUUUGCAUUGGUCGCUUCGCUUCCAUCACCACCACAAUAUCGUACGUCUCGGAAGAUUCUCGUCACUCUUGUCACUGUAAUCUUUUCCUUACACGUCAAAACAUUCAAUUCAACCAUUGCAGAUAAAUAUUUUCUGGAUGCAUUAGCCAUUCAAACAAAACUCGUUCAGACAAAAAUUUUUUUUAAUUAUGAACUUUUUUCAUUUCUUAGACAGUGAUAAGCGUAUUAAAGACCGUUAAAUUUAGCGUUAAGGUAUAAGAUAUUGUUAAUUACAUUAAUGGCUAAGUUUAUGAUGCAAUCAGAAUCAUUUUCACGCAAUAGAUUAUGGAACCGUUCAUUAAUUUACCAACAAUGAAGAUGAGAUUUUUGAAAUCGCUCAAUGUUAUUGAUUUAUAUUGCCGCUUUGACUGUCGCAAUCUUAACAUGUGCUACACAAAAAAUGUACGUUUUUGCAUUGUUUAAUGAUGAUUAUAGUAUAAUUUUUAUCUGAAUUUACCAAGUUAUCGAGUAAAUUUUUCGUGUACUGUUUGAAAUCGAAUAACGAAAUAUAUGAAUAAUAUUUAUAAUUUAUUUUGCCUACAUAUAUAUAC
Messenger RNA from Phymastichus coffea, 2775 nucleotides. Its product is annotated as charged multivesicular body protein 7. Gene Ontology annotation, cellular component: ESCRT III complex; multivesicular body; cytoplasmic side of plasma membrane. Gene Ontology annotation, biological process: vesicle budding from membrane; late endosome to vacuole transport via multivesicular body sorting pathway. The record is from RefSeq and is a predicted model, not a curated record. Lineage: Eukaryota; Metazoa; Arthropoda; Insecta; Hymenoptera; Eulophidae. The coding region runs from base 317 to 1621 and encodes 434 amino acids. The transcript has 5 exons.